Molecule: messenger RNA, 1038 nt
Organism: Annulohypoxylon maeteangense
Lineage: Eukaryota; Fungi; Ascomycota; Sordariomycetes; Xylariales; Hypoxylaceae
Product: NAD(P)-binding protein
Exons: 2
Coding region: 1-1038 (345 amino acids)
Source: RefSeq, a predicted model, not a curated record
AUGGCGACCACCUUUGAUAUUUCGCCCGAGAAAAGGGCAGGCCAACUCCAUUACUAUUACCGCCAACUUUUUGUCACUCCCCAGCCUGUAUUACGUCGCAACGCAGGAUUAAGCGGGAAAACAGCUAUCGUAACGGGAUCUAACAGUGGAAUAGGGCUAGAGAUAGCAGGCCAGCUUGUAGAUCUAGGAUGCAGCGUCAUUUUAGCCGUCCGCGAUGAAAGCAGAGGCGAAAAAGCCCGCCAGGAACUGAACAGCACCCGCAAUAUUCCACCCGAUAUAGUUCAAGUUUGGAAAUUAGACAUUUCGUCCUACGACUCCAUUUCCACCUUCAUAAGCCGUGUCAAGGGCUUGGAAAACCUCGAUAUAGCCAUCCUCAACGCCGGCGUGUAUAAAUUUACGGAGUCAUUUAGCUCGACUGGCUACGAAGAGAGUGUGCAGAUAAAUUACCUAUCUAACAUACUCCUCAUGAUCCUAUUAUUGCCCAUCAUCAAAGAGAAAAGAAUUGGGAGUGCUCCCGGUCAGAUUUGCCUGGUAUCAUCCGACGCGGCUGCCUGGUCCAAGUUCGAAGAAAGAAGCUCGUCGCAUUUGCUAUCAGCAUUUACGACGAAAAUGGCCAAUUGGAAUAUGGCAGACCGCUAUGCGACAUCAAAACUUCUUGGGCAACUAUUCAUCACAGAGCUAGCGAAGCACGUCCCCCCGUCAGUUGUUACCCUUACUGCCGCCAACCCCGGAUUUUGUAAUGGCUCAGGCCUCGGUCGCGAAUUCCAUGGCAUUAUCUAUCUCAUUGUCAUGAUCCAGUUUUUCUUCCUCAGUAGGACAUGCGCUGUUGGGGCCCGCACAAUAGUUCAUGCUGUUAGCAGUUUUGGCGAGCAGGCACAUGGGCAAUAUAUUGAAGAUGCAAAGAUUCAACCCAUGCCACCCAUCAUAUACAAACCCGAGGGUUUGCGUCUUGCGAAGCAGCUUUACGAGGAGACUUUGGAUGAACUUUCUUUCGCCGGUCUCAGGGAUAUCAUAAACCAGGUGUCAAAAACCAAGUAG